Molecule: messenger RNA, 2516 nt
Organism: Tricharina praecox
Lineage: Eukaryota; Fungi; Ascomycota; Pezizomycetes; Pezizales; Pyronemataceae
Exons: 3
Coding region: 297-2294 (665 amino acids)
Source: RefSeq, a predicted model, not a curated record
GCUCUUCCCCCAGACGGACACUCUCGCCUACCCCACACUCCACACUGCUUGUUCAUUCCACUUGUCCGAUGCACCACCAGCCGAGACAGCUAUCUAUGGGGUAUGGAUGUAUGCACCGCGCAUGUGAGUGAGUGAGCACUUGGAAGUUGGAAGCUGGGGGGAUAAAGCUGCGCUGCCGCCCGCCAUCUUUAUCUCAACAGGUCGCCAGCCAGCCAGCCAGCCAGCCACAUUCCUCUCCUCUCCCCCGUCCUCCCUCUCCCUCCCCUCCUCCACCUCAUCCACAACGUAAAGUAAACAUGGACGCCCACGCCGAGUCCCUCUCCUCACCGACCACGUUCUGGGCGCGCGAAGCCAGCCAGCUCACAUGGACAGCACCGCCCCUGACCGUGCUGCAACCGCACGUCUCACCCGCCGACCAGCCCCCGAAAUGGAGCUGGUUCCCAAACGGGAGCUUAUCGGCGAGCUACAACCUAGUUACGCGGCACGUACUGGACGGACGCGGCAACGACCUCGCCGUGAUGUGGGAUUCGCCCGUUGCGGGCGAGAGCAGGAGGAUCUCCUAUGCCCAGCUACAGACGGAGAUGGAGCUCGCCGCGGAGGUCCUCAGGAAUCUCGGCGUUAAGAAGGGGGAGCGCGUGUUGAUCUAUAUGCCUAUGAUUCCUGAGGCGUUGAUCGCAAUGCUCGCCUGUACGCACAUCGGCGCUGUCCACGUCGUCGUGUUCGGAGGGUUUGCGCCGGCGGAGUGUGCGAAACGGAUUGAGAGUGCGCGGCCGCUCGUCGUCAUGACCGCCAGCUGCGGAAUCGAGGGUAAGCGGGUUAUCCCGUACCUGCCAUUUGUCCGAGAGGCUAUCAAUAAAUCAAAGUUCAAGCCCCGCUACACCCUCCUCCACCAACGGCCGCAGCUACACGCUGUCACGAAGCAGGCUAGCCACGAGCUCAAUUGGGGAUCUCUCAUUCGGUCGGCACGGCUCCGUAAUGGUCCCGGUGUUCGUCCUCCGUUUGUUACUGUGCAGAAAAUCCCAGGCACCGACAAAGAGGUCGAGAUAGGCCAGUCCCUACCGGCCACAGCACCGCACUACAUCCUUCAUACAUCGGGUACAACUGGAACGCCAAAGGGUGUGGUGCGGCCGCUCUCCCAUCUCGUCGGAUUGUCCUUCACAAUGCGCGAGCUCAUGGCGGUCGGAAGAGGAGACGUCAUGUGUUGCCUCAGCGACAUCGGCUGGGUCGUUGGCCACGCCUACAUAGUCUACGCACCGCUCCUCGCCGGUGCAGCAACAGUCAUGUACGAGGGAAAGCCCAUCGGCACUCCCGAUGCCGGCGCAUUCUGGCGUCUCGUGGAGGAACACAAAGUCAAUGUCCUCUUCUGCGCGCCGUCCGCUCUCCGCGCCAUCAGCCGCGACGAUCCGAAUCUGGACGGGAUGCAGAAAAGGAACAUAACAUCUCUACGGGCACUGUUCCUUGCCGGCGAACGCAGCGAGCCCGCACUCGUCUCCCGCUUCGAGGCGCUCCUGACGAAGCACUGUGCCCCCGGCGCCCGCGUCGUCGACAACUGGUGGUCUACCGAGUCCGGCUCGCCCAUGACCGGCCUGCUUCAGGGCCAACACUCCAAGCCGGGCUCCGCGGGAAAACCGCUUCCGGGCUGGAACAUCCAGGUGGUCUCCGAGACUGGGGAGGUGCUCCCGCCGAAUACGCAAGGCAACGUGGUCCUCGGCCUCCCGCUCUCCCCCACCGCCCUCAGCGGCCUCUGGGAUGAGCCGGAGCGUCUGUGGACGUCGUAUUACCGCCGCUUCAACGGCAAGUGGAUGGACACGGGCGAUGUCGGCCUCGUCGACGAGGAGGGGUACCUCACCAUCGUCGCCCGCGGCGACGACGUCAUCAAUGUUGCCGCGCACCGCCUCGGCACCGCGGUCAUCGAGGGUGUCGUCUCCGCUGUCGACGGCGUCGCCGAGGCGUUCGUUGUGCCCAUCAAGGACGAGCUCAAGGGUCAGAUGCCGGUCGCGUUCGUGGUGCUGAAGCAGUGCGUCAAGGAUGCCGACGAGGCGGAGGUCAAAGCGAGGAUUAGAGAGGCCGUCAGGAAUGAAGUCGGCCCCAUCGCCGCCGUCAAGGAGAUCGUCUCUAUUCCCGCUGCGUCUGUGCCCAGGACCAGGUCCGGGAAGACCCAGAGGAGGUUCUUUAGAGGUGUUCUGGAGGGCGUUACGGAUGUGCCCGAAGGCGUCGAGAGGGAGGUCUGGCAGGUCGUGCUGAGGAGGGCAGUGGAGGCGGGGUUGUUGGCGGGUGGUAGGGCGAAGUUGUAGUGUAGAGUGGGAGGCCGCAUGUGCUUGAAUGAUACCUUUCGUUUGGGUUUGGGAUGUUAGAUGUUAGAUGUGGACUGUAUAUAGCAUAGAUAUGGAUCCUUCUGUUGGCACGGCUUGGUCUGGGAUGUGAUUCGUAAUUUUGUCUACUCUAUCUGAGUGUGAAUAGACCUUGCCAUACACCAAGCUCCAUUCUGCGUGAGCAUCGUCCAGCUCCAGGUCCAG